AUGUCAGAAAGGGAAUCUAUCCUUUGUUCUGUUGGCUGCAGCUGCGCUAAAACGUCUGCGCUCUUUGCGGCGCUUCCUGAAAGCCAAAGAUGUCUGCGGACAUCUACUGUAACAGCAAUCUAUGAAUUGGAGCGUGUGACGCUUCAUAUCCAUCAGGAACUGGGCCAUUUCUGUUGGCUGUAUGCGUCAUUGGACCGAGAGAGCCUGGAAAUCAUCAACAACGGGCCUCUGGAGCUCGACAGCUUCAUGGAGAGGCUCCAUGAGCUCCAUGCCAUGUGCCGGAGACUGGCUUUUUUCAGUGAGACGCAUGACCUGCGUGCCGCGUUUUUGGCUUGGAAACUGCCGUGCGAAGCGGCAGGUCUUCGUUUGUUCGCUAAAGAACUUGUAGAAAAUAUUCAGGAGAAUAUCGAUAAGGAACUCCGUCGACGUGAGGAUCACGUCCAACAGCUGAAAGUGUUUUCUUCCUGUUUGGAGCUGGAGGAAUUUGUGGCCAGGGCCAAUAAUAGAUAA
Auanema sp. JU1783 is the source of this 510-nucleotide messenger RNA. The record is from the annotation of a GenBank genome assembly. NCBI's taxonomy places the organism in Eukaryota, Metazoa, Nematoda, Chromadorea, Rhabditida, Rhabditidae.